UCUCUCUUAGCCACCUAAGGCACUUUCCCGAUAGGAGGAAAAAUACAGAGGGAAAUGCAAAUAUGAAGGAUAAGUUCAUAAGACUUAUUGGUGGGUCACAGAGCAAAUGGCUCGAAAAUCUCAGACGGCCAAACAAGGUGGAGUAAGCAAACGAAAAGAAAAGCAGUUCACAGCAUAAGACAGAGAGAGAGAGAUGGGAUAAGGAGAAGCAUAAUUAGCCGUAUCUCUAGUCCACUGAAAACCAUAUCGCAGUGCAAUGGCUUUAGCCACUGCAACCUCAUUCCCCACAUUUUUCCCCUCAAAAAACUAUGCCCAACCGGCCAUUAUACUCUCACCCACCUUAUUCUCCCACCCCAACAAUUCAAAAUCACAUCUUUUUGUAUCCCAUCCCAAAUGUGGUGGAAAACUGUUUACCCCUUUCAGUGGUCUCGGUCUACUUGGCUUCUGUUCAAGACAGAGGUUUAUGAGAAAGGAUAAAAAGGGCAAAAGGAGAUUGAGGGGCAUUUAUGCUUCUCUCUUUGGAGUUGGAGCUCCAGAAGCAUUAGUUAUUGGGGUUGUGGCUUUGCUGGUAUUUGGUCCCAAGGGUCUUGCUGAGGUUGCCAGGAAUCUUGGAAAAACAUUACGUGCCUUCCAACCAACUAUACGAGAACUUCAGGAUGUGUCACGGGAAUUCAAAACCACACUUGAACGGGAAAUCGGAUUGGAUGAAGUUCCUACAUCAAUGAAAAAUAAUGGCAAUUCGACCUCACCAUACAUGAACAACCAACAACCUAUGGAAAACCCAAGUGUCUCUCCUACUGCCCAGAGACCGUAUUCAAGCGAAGAAUAUUUGAAGGUUACUGAAGAACAGAUAAUAGCAUCUGUUGCCAAACAACAAGAGCAAACAUCCAGAUCCCAAGGACGCACCGAAGGAGCACCGACUGGAUAUGACAUCCCUCAAUCUAAGAAGGUGGAAAGCAACAACUUUGCUGAAGACUGAUGAAGCAAAUACUUGGCAUGCCCUGGAAAUUUGAAUCAUGCCCCGCACGCUCACUCUCUCUCUCUCUCUCUCUCUCUCUCUCUAUAUAUAUAUAUAUAUAUAUAUAUGCACACAGUAGCAAUUUUCAUGUCCUUUUUGUUUCUUUUUUCCAAGGUGUCUCUCUUGAGCGUUGUAAAUCUUUUUGCUAUUAUUUCUUUUUGCUCCAAGGAGGUAUUGUAACUUGUAAGGUUUGUGAAAUUUCCAAGGAGGAUUUGUAACAUGUAAGGUUUAUGAAAUUUAGUAAAACUGACCCAAAAUACAGACAUAUUACCAGGAAA
Amborella trichopoda is the source of this 1296-nucleotide messenger RNA. The record is from RefSeq and is a predicted model, not a curated record. Lineage: Eukaryota; Viridiplantae; Streptophyta; Magnoliopsida; Amborellales; Amborellaceae.